This is a messenger RNA of Trichoderma aggressivum f. europaeum, 699 nucleotides long. RefSeq lists its product as uncharacterized. Bases 1 to 699 code for a protein of 232 amino acids. The record is from RefSeq and is a predicted model, not a curated record. The transcript has a single exon. Lineage: Eukaryota; Fungi; Ascomycota; Sordariomycetes; Hypocreales; Hypocreaceae.
AUGUUGCCGUUUGGACAGAAACAGCUGGUGUUGGUGCAUGCGAAGCUGGUGAGUACUGGGCAGCAGGAGAGGGACUGUUGUAGUACGAAGCGGGCUGUGAGGGAGAGUAUGUGUGUGAGUGUGAGACCGGAUUUUGCGUAUUUUGAGCUGGAUUAUAUGGAGGAUGUGGAGGAUAGCUGGGCAGAUUCUGCUGAACUGGUGCCCGAGCAGGAAGAGGAGGGGGAGGGGGAUAGGACUGAGCUGGAGCCUGAGGAGGAGGGGGGUACGAAUGAGAUGGGCUCUGUGGAGGAGGAUACGACUGAGGUGGAUUCUGAGGAGAGUACGUGUAAGAUGGACUCUGCGGAGGAGGAUAAGACUGAGACGGGCUCUGCGGAGGCACUGUCGCUACAGGGCCGGGAGUUGUCGAUGCCGGAGCGUAUGAGUACCCGGAAUGUCCAGGCGGCGGUGGACCAGGAGGGGGUGGAUAAUACGGCGCCGGUGCGGCUGCAUUCGGAUACGGCGAUGCAGGAGGAGGCGCCGUUUGGUAUCCAUAAUGAGUUUGCUGCUGGGGGCUCACGUUUGCAUAUGGAUAUUGGGCAUUGCCUCCGUAUGUCUGCGCUGGCUGGCCACUGGUCUGUCUCGGCGGGGUGGGAGGAGGAACAGACCCAUUGCCAUAUCGAGGAGGCAGCGGCGGUGGCUGCUGGUAGUAGCCUGACAUGA